AUGAGUCGAUACCGGUCUGACAGUUCUGAGGAGACCCGUGGUCGCUCUACUGCACGGAGUACAAGUGAUGGGUUGUCUGCUUUUUACAGGGAACGUUUUGGCAGCCAUUCACCUGAGGAGUAUAUGAACUUGAGGAUCUCCGGUUUCGAUGAUAAAUUAGAAAGGGAUGAAAUUAAGGAAAUACUCACUGCUGAGUUCAGGAAGUUUGCUCCUUUUGAGAUCAAGGUUGUACGCAAUCCAGGCGAUGAUGAGAGAUUAGCAUAUGUAAACUUUGAACGAAGAGAUUGUGCUAGGAAAGUGAGGUACAGUAUCAUGGAUCGUUUGAAAAAGGCUCUUGGUAAGCGUGUGCUAUGUGAUCCCGCUGGGAUACUUCGUGAUCAAGAGGGCAAAUAUAUUCCCGAUCGUUUCAAUAGAGCGCUGCAGGCAUGUUUCUUUUCAACGUCAAACGAUAGAGUUUAUAGCGAGUUCACUCACUAUUCUGCAUACCGUUUUUUGAACACUACGAGAGCUUUUUUGUAUGUCAUGCUUUUCUUAGUCAUUGAUCACUAAGU
Molecule: messenger RNA, 551 nt
Organism: Strongylus vulgaris
Lineage: Eukaryota; Metazoa; Nematoda; Chromadorea; Rhabditida; Strongylidae
Source: the annotation of a GenBank genome assembly